This is a messenger RNA of Perkinsus marinus ATCC 50983, 222 nucleotides long. Its product is annotated as zinc finger protein, putative. The coding region runs from base 1 to 222 and encodes 73 amino acids. The transcript is spliced from 3 exons. Lineage: Eukaryota; Perkinsozoa; Perkinsida; Perkinsidae. The record is from RefSeq and is a predicted model, not a curated record.
AUGGCUCGUGGUCAACAGAAAGCAGAAUCGCAAAGAAAGAAUGCUCUAAAGAAAGCUAAGGACGCCCAUAAGGGUAGCCAAUUGGCCGGUCAAAAGGCAGCUCUCAAGAUGACAUGCCCUCAAUGCAAGUUACAAAUGACCAACUAUAAAGUCCUAACGCAACACUUUGAGUCAAAACAUCCUAAGGAGACUUGCCCUCCGGAGAGCUCCUUCACGGCCUAA